UGUGCAGUUUCAACCCUUCUAGUCUGUUAUUAGGAAUCAAUUGACUGUUGUAGCAGGCCUAAUAUCUAGAACGUUUUACAAUUUGUGGCGUGCCAGGAAAUGGCGGCCUGUGUUUUGACCAGUCGACGGGGCCGUCUUCCGGCCAGCAAGCAGCACAGUGCAAGCCCAUGCAUGGCGAAGUCGUCGUAUGUAUCGCUGUGAAGGGCAGUACAGAGACCGAGAAUAUCCUUUAUUUGUACGCUUUCGACUCAAGGAUUCAAACCAUACUAUUCAAACUUGUGGCAUCACAUCUCGUGUUCCUGCUUAUAAAUCGAUAAAUUUCAAAUUACCUACAAAAAGAUUCAUUGAACUAUCAAUGUCUCAAUCCAAACAAACCGCAGCGGAAACGCAUGUCAGGAAACUUCCUUUUGAUAAUUCGUCGUAGCCACGCCGUAGGCCUAAUUACACUUCAGUCAUGUAUCCGAAUUGGAAGCUCACACACUCCACAGCCCUUACUGCCUCACUACAUAUAAGCUAGCCACCACAAUUACAGGAGCUCACACGAGUGGUAGCUCAAGCGAAAACCCCUUGUGCGACUGUGCGUCGUCGUCCCGAUCGAGAACCACCAGGCGACGACGAUGGUGUUCGGCGACCGCGCCACGGGCGGCCCCGGCGCCGACGCCGCGGGCACGAUGCGGUUCGCGCGGCACGUCGUGCGCGGGCGGUGGUUCAUGUUCUUCGCGUCCAUCCUGAUCAUGGCGGCGGCCGGCGGCACCUACAUCUUCGGCAUCUACUCCAAGGCCGUCAAGACAUCGCUCGGGUACGACCAGCAGACGCUCAACACGCUCAGCUUCUUCAAGGACGUGGGCGCCAACGUCGGCAUCCUCCCGGGCCUCAUCAACGAGGUCACCCCGCCGUGGGUCGUGCUGGCGUGCGGCGCCGGCAUGAACCUGGCCGGCUACCUCAUGAUCUACCUCGCCGUCUCGGGGCGCACGGCGCGGCCGCCCGUGUGGCUCAUGUGCGUGUACAUCGCCGUCGGCGCCAACUCGCAGUCGUUCGCUAACACCGGCGCGCUCGUCACCGCCGUCAAGAACUUCCCCGAGGACCGCGGCGUCGUGCUCGGCCUGCUCAAGGGCUUCGUCGGCCUCAGCGGCGCCAUCUUCACGCAGCUCUACCGCGCCAUCUACGGCACCGACAACGACGGCGCGGAGCUCGUGCUGCUCAUGGCGUGGCUCCCCGCCGCCAUCUCGCUGCUGUUCAUCCCCACCAUCCGCAUCAUGCCGCGGCCGAACGCCGCGGCCGGGCGAGCGAGCGGGGAGCGCAAGGCCUUCUUCCUCUUCCUCUACGCCUCCAUCGUGCUCGCCGUCUACCUCCUCGUCAUGAACGUCGUCGAGCUGGAGGUCAUCCACUUCCCCAAGCCGGCCUACUACGUCACGGCCACCGUGCUCCUCCUGCUCAUCUUCUUCCCGAUCGUCAUCGUGGUCAAGCAAGAGCUCAAGACAUACCUUCAGCCGCCGGCGCCGGAGACAGCGACCUCCUCCAUCGUGGCGAUCACCGUCGACGACGAGAAAACACACGAGGCACCGGCGUCUGAUGAUCAGGCCGCCGCCGACAACUCGCCGUCGUGCUUCCAGGACGUGUUCCGGCCGCCGGCGAGGGGCCAGGACUACACCAUCCUGCAGGCCCUGUUCAGCGUGGACAUGCUGGUCCUGUUCGUGGCCACCAUCUGCGGCAUCGGCGGCACGCUGACGGCGGUUGACAACAUGGGCCAGAUCGGGCAGUCGCUGGGCUACCCGCAGCGCUCCAUCACCACGUUCGUCUCCCUGGUGAGCAUCUGGAACUACGCCGGGCGCGUGGUCUCCGGCUUCGCCUCCGAGUAUGUCCUCGCCAGGUACAAGGUGCCCCGCCCGCUGGCGCUCACCGUGGUCCUCCUCCUCGCCUGCGUCGGCCACGCGCUGAUCGCCUUCGGCGUGAGCAACGGGCUCUACGCGGCGUCCGUGAUCCUGGGCUUCUGCUUCGGCGCGCAGUGGCCGCUGCUGUUCGCCAUCAUCUCCGAGGUGUUCGGGCUCAAGUACUACUCGACGCUCUACAACUUCGGCGCCGUGGCGAGCCCCGUGGGGUCCUACAUCCUCAACGUGCGGAUCGCCGGCCGGAUGUACGACCGGGAGGCGCUCCGGCAGGGCGGGCGCAAGGGCCGGGACCUCACCUGCGUCGGGGUGCGGUGCUUCAGGGAGUCGUUCCUGAUCAUCACCGGCGUGACGCUGCUGGGCGCGCUCGUGUCGCUGGUGCUGGCGUGGAGGACGAGGGAGUUCUACCGCGGGGACCUGUACGGCCGGUUCAGGGAGGUCGGCAUGGUCGGGGCGGCAGCUGCCGGAGGAGGAGGAGAGGACAAGAAGGUGGAUGAGGUAGUAACGAGAAGCGGCGGCGGUGUCAGUGACACGGACGCCAGGGACACCAGUAGCAGCAGCGAGAGCAGCAAUGGCAACAGCAAGGUUUGAAUUGUUAACGAGGUGAUGAAGGGAGAUUAUUCCCUGAGCAAAUGUACCACCACAGAGUCCAUUGAUGUACCUUGUCAGGGUCAAUUGAUCUGUAGGAUGCAUGUUUCAGCGAGCUAGUGCAUGCGGUACAUCGUGUUGGGCGAAUUUGUGCGCUGCGCUACUUA
Messenger RNA from Panicum hallii, 2641 nucleotides. Its product is annotated as protein NUCLEAR FUSION DEFECTIVE 4-like. Bases 618 to 2477 code for a protein of 619 amino acids. The record is from RefSeq and is a predicted model, not a curated record. The transcript has a single exon. Gene Ontology annotation, cellular component: membrane. NCBI's taxonomy places the organism in Eukaryota, Viridiplantae, Streptophyta, Magnoliopsida, Poales, Poaceae.